Polychytrium aggregatum is the source of this 1754-nucleotide messenger RNA. Its product is annotated as 6-phosphogluconate dehydrogenase. Bases 231 to 1688 code for a protein of 485 amino acids. Lineage: Eukaryota; Fungi; Chytridiomycota; Chytridiomycetes; Polychytriales. Gene Ontology annotation, cellular component: cytosol. Gene Ontology annotation, biological process: pentose-phosphate shunt, oxidative branch; pentose-phosphate shunt. The transcript has 7 exons. Gene Ontology annotation, molecular function: phosphogluconate dehydrogenase (decarboxylating) activity; NADP binding. The record is from RefSeq and is a predicted model, not a curated record.
UCGCCCCUCCAUCGCCUUCGAUCGCCGUCUCUCGCCCUGGCCCUCGUCCGCGCUCUCUCCCCCAAACCGCAAUCUUGUGUUCGCGCAGCCGUUUCUCGGCCCUCGCCCGCAGCACGCCUCUAUCGCGAUAUAAACCCGUUUGCGUCCCGCCGUUGCCUCGACCCUUGCGUUGCUGGAAUCGUCCUGCCUCAUCUGCUCUCCACCUGCUCAAUCCUUCUCCAUCGCAAACCAUGUCUGCUCCCACUGGUGAUAUCGGUCUUAUCGGCCUGGCCGUCAUGGGUCAGAACCUGAUCCUCAACAUGAACGACCACGGCUACACCGUCGUUGCCUACAACAGAACUGUCGAGAAGGUCGACCAGUUCCUGGCUCACGAGGCCAAGGGCACCAACAUCCAGGGCGCCCGCUCCAUCGAAGAGCUCUGCGCCAAGCUCAAGCGCCCCCGCAAGGUUAUGCUCCUUGUCAAGGCCGGCGAUGCCGUCGAUGCCUUCAUUGCCCAGCUCCUCCCCUACCUCGAGGCCGGUGACAUCAUCAUCGAUGGUGGCAACUCGCACUUCCCCGACACCAUCCGCCGUGUCAAGGAGCUCGAGAGCAAGGGCUUCCUCUACGUCGGCGCCGGUGUCUCUGGCGGUGAGGAGGGUGCCCGCUACGGCCCCUCGAUCAUGCCCGGUGGCUCGCCUGCUGCCUGGCCCCAUCUCAAGUCCAUCUUCCAGGACAUCUCUGCCAAGACUGCUUCCGGCGAGCCCUGCUGCGACUGGGUCGGCGAGGGCGGCUCUGGCCACUACGUCAAGAUGGUCCACAACGGCAUCGAGUACGGAGACAUGCAGAUCCUCUCCGAGGCCUACUCUCUCCUGAAGGACGUCCUCGGCCUCUCGCACGAGGAGAUGGGCAACAUCUUUGAGGAGUGGAACAAGGGCGAGCUCGACUCUUUCCUGGUCGAGAUCACCCGCGACAUUGUCCGCUUCAACGACGAGGACGGCACUCCUCUCGUCGCCAAGAUCCUCGACAAGGCUGGCCAGAAAGGUACCGGCAAGUGGACCGCCAUCUCUGCCCUGGACCUCGGCACCCCUGUGACCCUCAUCGGCGAGGCUGUCUUUGCUCGCUGCCUCUCGGCUCUCAAGCAGGAGCGUGUCCACGCCUCCACCAUCCUCAAGUCCCACGCCCAGGCCCAGUUCACCGGCGACAAGCAGCAGUUUGUCGAGGACAUCCGCCAGGCCGUCUACGCUGCCAAGCUCAUCUCGUACGCCCAGGGCUUCAUGGAGCUCCGUGAGGCUGCCAAGGAGCAGGGCUGGAACCUCAACUACGGCGGCAUCGCCCUCAUGUGGCGUGGUGGCUGCAUCAUCCGCAGCCGCUUCCUCGGCGACAUCACCAACGCCUUCCGCAAGAACCCUGGACUCCAGAACCUCCUCCUGGACUCGUUCUUCACCGACGCCAUCCACCGCGCCAUCCCCUCGUUCCGUCGCGUCGUCUCGCAGGCCGUCCUCCUCGGUGUCCCCGUUCCCUGCUUCUCGUCUGCCCUGUCUUUCUACGACGGCUACCGAUCUGCCAAGCUCCCCGCCAACCUCCUCCAGGCCCAGCGUGAUUACUUUGGUGCCCACACCUACGAGAUCGAGGGCCAGGAGGGCAAGUGGGUCCACACCAACUGGACCGGCCGCGGCGGCCGUGUCGCCUCGUCGACCUACAACGCCUAAUUUCCCACCUCGGCAUCAUCCCCUCCACCAUCCGGCCGAGAGACGGCGAACGAUUCAAUCCUAGCC